AGAGAGAUAGAUGGAGGAGGGGGGCAGAGAGAUAAAGAUAGCUGAAAGGAGGGAGAUCCGUCAGCGUUUGUUUCCUCAGGAUGUGGUUACCACGACGACGAAAAGGCAGAGAGGCAACAUCACUACCCGCUGGUCCCUUCUGACACCUGCAAAUGUGUGUGUGUGAGUGUGAAAGUAAGUGUGUGUGUGUGUGUGUGUGUGUGUGUGUGUGUGUGUGUGUACGUGUGUUUCGAUGAGUAACUGAGUGAGUAGCUGAGUGUGUGCGUGCAUGAAAAAGACAGUGUAUGUGUGGUCUGAGUAUGCGGUGGUUGUGUGUGUGUCCAUUUUGCUUAAUGUAUGUGUGACAGACAGUGUGUGUGUGUGUGUGUGUGUGUGUGUGUGUGCGCGCGCGCGCGCGCGCGCUGUCAAAUGAUAGAACAGCGAAGAGAGAGAGUCAGAUAGGAAGAACUAUGUGACAGGUUGAAAAUCAGAAGGGGAAAUAAUUAGACAAACGCACGAGACAGUGGAGAGCGAUAAAGUAAAAAAAAGUCAGAGACAACUAUGUGGAUAAUCAGAAGAGCAACCAGAACCCGAAAACAUGAACAGCAGAGGACGAACAUAUGUGAAAAGGAAAUUAAGCGCCAAAGACUGGCACUCUAGCUAAACCCAGUGAGCCAUCAUGGAGGACCGUUCAUCCACCCACACCUUUGCCAAUCACCAUCAUUGCCUCCGUCCACCCUUUCACCUUCAGAGCUCUGAAGUUGGAUAUCCAUCCACCCAGCAUGCCCUGGAUUCCCUGAAGCAGUAUGGAAGUAGAGGGGAAGAAUCCAUAACAUCCUUCUCGACUUCGAGCACUUCUUCUGGGGGAAGGAGAGGGAGCAGCGGGGGUGACAGAGGCUUCCUAAACACGAGUGGAGGUGGUUUGGAUGGAGAUGGUAGUCUAGGAGGCCAUCUUGACAGAGAAAGCAGUUCAGGCGGCCAUUUUGCUGACGCUUGGUAUGGCAGUAGCAAAAAAGAGGAUGUUUGGGAUGACGGGGAGAGUUGUGAAAGCACUGCAGACGAUUUUUAUGGUAAAGGUGGUUGCUACAGUAACGUAAAUGAUGUUUUUUACACCAAGGAUUGUGGCAGUGAGGACGGAGUCACUCGUAGAGUCAGAGCAAACUACAAUAGUUAUUCCCAUGUUAGCUGUGAAUCUAAAACUGACACAGUUUACGUUAGGGAUGCUAACGUUAGCCACUUUACUAAACAAACUAGUUACAGAAGUGAUGGCAGUGUAGAUUAUUGCAGAACAGAUUCAAGAGUGAGUGAUAAUUAUUUAGGAAGGGAGGAAGAUUAUGGGUCCAGCAGUGGCUCAGGUGAGGAUCAGCUUCAACCAGCAGAGUUGGAGCAGGGACCCUGGCUCAAUUAUUCCUCUUUGAAUCAAACUGGAGACGGUAGGUGGAGAGCAGGAUCAAACACCCGCACUUUGGCCUCCGGGUGUCUUCCACAGAGAUCGCCUAUAGGCAUCAACAGUGGGACAUACACUCAAAAACUGGACUCUUUCUCUGAAGCUUUUCUCUCCCAGCGGAAGGGAAGAUUCCCUAUGAUUCCCAGCGGUGAUUCUUCUGGACACAUCUGGGAAUUUGGAGUUGGGAAAGGAGAAAGCCCCGGACUGAUCAAGUCAAGGCACAGCUGCGCUUUUGAUUCAGACCCCUACUUGCCACCCUCUUCCUCCUCACCUAUUCACCCGUCUCUCCCGUCUUUCCCCUCUCCUCCCACAUCAUCUCAUCUCAUGCCGUCAGUUCUUAGUCCUCCUCCCACACCUUUACCUCCUCCCUCUCACUCCCCAUCCAAAAUGGACUCUCCCGGUGCGUUCGGGGGAACCGCACAUCCGGUUUCACAGGGGGGAGACACACUUGGUGGGCUCCAGUUUUUUGCUUCCCGCCUUCAGCCAUCUGUCCACUCCCCUGGGAUGAUAUGGAAGUUUCCCCUGCUGUCACAUUGCUUUUCACAGUCGUCAGAAGACCCCAGCAACAACGAGGACAACCUAAGAUCUUCCCAUGGUGGUGACUAUGGCAACAUCACAGCCUCACAUGACGUUGUUCAGUCUGCCGAAUCAGCGUUCCUCACUUCUUCAUCCCACCGGCCGUCCCUCCAACCAUCCAGAGCUCUCUGUCCCACCAACACUCCAUUCCUCCAUCCCUCCUUCCCUCUUCCCUCUCGCCCAUGUCACCUUUCAGGCCAACAUAAUGAGGCGGCAGAAAAGAACGCUCCUUACAUGGUGACCCAGAAAGUAAAGAACGGACCAAUCAGCGUCAGCCAGCCACAGCUACAGCAACAAUCUUCUCCAAUCUACACUGGAACUCCAUUUCCCAGUAUCCUUCACUCUAGCAGGGGUCACAGGAGGGGUCACUACACUCCUCGACCCCUCCUCAAUCCAGCCCGCAGGGGGGCAGGGCUCUACUCCUCCCUGUCAUCUCUCCAUCACAGAGAGGAAGAGACGGCAUGUGGAAAAGAGGAAGAGGAGUGUAGUGUGUUGGCGUGGGUCAACGUGGGUCCUGCUUUCCAGGCUGAGCUGCCUCUGUGCUGUGCGGAAGGUGAGCGGUCAGAGGUGUGGUCACCAGAGGGUGAAUUGCCCAGGGAACAGUUGCUGUGGAAACCAUUGGACAAGCUGGAGGAGAGUACCAACUUACAAGAUCAAGUGGAGAAGCUGUUGUCGAUGUGUAGUUCUAGCUGCUUACCAGGAGGGGGCAGUAACAUGGAGCUGGCUCUGCACUGUCUGCACUACUGUCAGGGAAACACAAUGGCCACACUGGAGAUGCUGCUGUUCUCACAGCCUUCACCAACUGGAGACUACCACUACUCUGGUAGUGAUCUUUGGACAGAAAGUGAAAAAAAUCUCUUCAGUACAGCUCUGGGGACUUAUGGAAAAGACUUUUCACUCAUACAAAAAAUGGUGAAAACUAAGACCGUGUGCCAGUGUGUUGAGUUUUACUACCUAAGCAAGAAGCUCCUGGACAAACAGACGAAACAGAAGGAGGAAGAGAACAGAGAUGGUGAGACGGAGCAGCAGGAAAGUACAACACCCAUCUGUCAGCCAGUAGACAGGCAGUUUGGACGAGAGGAGGCGGUUCCUGUGCCCUCAUUGGCCAGCUUCUUCCCCUGCAAGCUGUGCGGCAAAAUGUUCUAUAAAAUCAAGUCCCGCAAUGCUCACAUGAAGAUCCAUCGCCAGCCUCAGGAGGAUUGGACCGACAGGCGGCUGCAGCACCAGCUCCUCACUCAGCGUCUGGCCCUCAGUCAUACUGCCAACCUUAUGCCUACCCCAGGAAGUAACUUGCUGCCAUCUCAGACUCCAGCACUGACCUUUCCCUCCUCUGGCCUCCCCGGUACUUCAAACAACAACAGCAAUACAGACAGUGUCCUCAACUCUGUAACCAGUAGCAACGCCAUCGCUCCCAGCAAUUCCAGUGUCCUAGAUCCCAGCACGCCUGUAACAUAUAGCAAUAUCAGCGCUCCAAACUCUCAUGUAAUCCCCAGUAUUGAUGUCAGUGACUCAAAUCAAAGAGAGUCCAACACUGUCUUACCUUUCCAUCAGUCAUGGGGCUCAUUUGGACACAGCCCCGACCCUGCUGCCUUCUACUGCAACCAAGAAGGGAAGGACACUGUAGGAGCCCAGACAGGAGGUGUGAAAGAGCCAAUCAAUUGGCAGUAGUGUUUAAUUCUCCCAAAAGCAUUACUACCACUGAGGUCUGAGACUCAUCAACAUAUAUGCAUUGAAUUUUCAAUUCAAACUCAUUUUUGAUUCAAACUUCAGUCCUGGACAGCCUCCAGGUGCUUUCUUUUUUUAAUGCAUAUUUUUGUUGUAAACUGAGCACUUGUGUGUGUUACAUAUUUAAAUGUUUCUUAUACAUUUGACAUUUUAAUUAAAUUUGUAACCUUACGCUCGCUUUUGGUGUUUCUGUAUUCAGAAUAAUUUGGCCUACAGUACAGGAGCUCAUAUAUGCACACAUUUUUAUUUCUACAGUAUACUUGUGAGGAAGUGAUUGCCCUUGGCUUCUUCCCCUAAUCUUACCACAUAUCCUUGCCCUUCUAACUGUAACCAAGACCAACUCUUAACCCUCACACAGCCCUUUACAAAACACCAAAAUAUCCUCACUUUUCAAAAAAGUCCUCACUCUCAAGGUCUGAAACGCACAAAGAUCAAGGUCCUCACAAAGAUCCAAAUGUAAGAGCCUACACACACAUGUCCACAAAGACAGACACACACAGCUUGUUGAAAGGACUUGAUAUAACACCAUAAUGGGCUAAUAUUGACCUUGGUAGACCAUCUCCUCUCUCACAGCUGUCUGAGUACUAACUACAGAGUGUGUGUUUAUGUGUGUUUGUGUGUGUGUGUGUAUGUGUGUGUGUGUGUGUGUGUGUGUUUGUGACUGUAUCCUGGAAAAUACUGGGAAAGGGCUAGAAGCAGUAGUUAUAUGUAUUUGUGUGUGUGAGUGGUAUAAUAAAAAAUGAAACAUAAACAUAAAAAAAAAUAAUUUUAGGAUAAUUUGUGAUGACAUCAACCAAAAACUUUCUUCACCUUGCAUUAUAUACUGUAUAUCAAUCUAUUUCCUAGUGUCUGCAUGUUGAUUUUUAUUAUAAUACUGAAUGUUAAGACAACGUCCUUAUGACCUUAUGUUUACACUCAAUUCACCUGCACUGAUUGGGUCAGUAUCUUAUCUGUUGUCUCUAGUGCAUUUCUUAAGGCGGUUCUUUUAUCCCAUAUCUUCAUGAGUGUUACUAGCACUAUGCUAGCGAUAACAGUGUGUGUAUAUGGUAUGUACAAGCAUAUAUAAUGUACAAUGUGCCCUUCUAGGUAUCCUUGUUAAAGAACUAUCCACGUCCUGUAUGAGUAUGCAGUUCCUCAAGCGUAUGUGUGCAUGCAUGUGCUCUAUUGUGUGAUCAUAUGAGUUUGUGUGUACACAUGUGUAUGUGAGCGUCAUGUGUGCACCCCUGUUUAUGUGUCCCUGAAACUAUUUACAAUGGCCUUUUAAAUGGUUCCUCCCCCUGAAACACUCCCUCCCCGUGGCAAAAGUCCAGUGUGUCCAGCAGAGUUUGUCUGCCCUCUUUUCUCUGUCACUGAUUCUUUCCAGCGCUGCACCUCCCACCUCUGUAACAUAGCGUGAGCUGUUUCUAGUUAAUAAAUGUGCUUGACCAGUG
This is a messenger RNA of Thunnus maccoyii (southern bluefin tuna), 5157 nucleotides long. RefSeq lists its product as uncharacterized. NCBI's taxonomy places the organism in Eukaryota, Metazoa, Chordata, Actinopteri, Scombriformes, Scombridae. Bases 659 to 3670 code for a protein of 1003 amino acids. Gene Ontology annotation, cellular component: histone deacetylase complex; transcription regulator complex. Gene Ontology annotation, biological process: negative regulation of DNA-templated transcription; regulation of transcription by RNA polymerase II. Gene Ontology annotation, molecular function: transcription corepressor activity. The transcript is spliced from 11 exons. The record is from RefSeq and is a predicted model, not a curated record.